Octopus bimaculoides (California two-spot octopus) is the source of this 4984-nucleotide messenger RNA. RefSeq lists its product as uncharacterized. NCBI's taxonomy places the organism in Eukaryota, Metazoa, Mollusca, Cephalopoda, Octopoda, Octopodidae. The record is from RefSeq and is a predicted model, not a curated record.
CAGUUAUUAAACGAUUCAGUCAAUGGAAUAUAUUGUUACUGUUUCAAGAAGAAAUAGUCUCAAUAUAGCUUGACAUUAAAUCAAAUAUUAAUUUACUUCGAUGUGUAAAUUAUUUGAAACUAUAGUAGGCUACUUGAGAAUUCAACAUUAAUAUUCAACAUGGUACACCACUUCCGGAAUCUCUUCCAAGUUCUUUUGAUUGCUUUUGCGAACGAAGUCAUUAAACAGUCAUAUUGUUUGGUAGAAAAUCUCGAAUGUUAUCCUUCAAUUUGUGAUGCUGAAAGUUUACAACGAAGAUGUUCUUGUCAUCAGUAUUGUAAUCUAUAUAAUGAAUGUUGUUCAGAUGUGAUCAGCGAAACUAUAAUUGAACAUGGAACAUUGUCAACAGAUUAUAGCUGCAGAAAAAUUAACGAUAAUAAAUCAGACAGUUAUUUUUUGUUUGACCGCUGUCCAAGCGACCAUUCAGUAACAGAACACGUUACUUACUGUGAAACACCAGACGAGAAUGACCGAUUAUACAACAUACCUGCUUUAGGGAAAAAAACUAAAAGACUUUACAGGAAUUUGUUCUGUGCUCUGUGUAACGGAGAGGAAUACAUAUUAUGGACAGUUCACUACAAAUGCAAUCAUCAAAUGGAUAUUGAUUUAUCACUCUUCUCUCAAAUGUUGAGAAAUAAUCAUUGUAAUGUAUCGAUUGAAGCUCCAUCUAACUUUAGCGAUUACCAAUAUCCUUGUACAGAUUAUGUUUCAAGCUGUCCUAUAAAACUUACCAAUGCAACUUUAGUGUCUUCUUGUGUGUUUGAACCAAUGUCUAUGGUAAAAUCAAAUGGAACUAAUUUCAGAAACACUCACUGCGCCAUCUGUAAUAGUGUUGAUAUUAAUGAUACUGAAUGUAACAUAUCUGUCUCUGGAGAAAAGUCAUAUGAAAUAGAAAUGUACACUUUCAAAGCAAUAUUUAAUUACAAUAACAACACUGUUGAAGUAUUAAAUGCAUCUAAUGAAAAAAACUAUUUUAAAAAAUUGCCCCCUUGUUCGCAUGGAUUUGUUUAUGAUGAACUAAAGAAUGAAUGCCGACAAGUUGAAUUUAAUUCCGUGUUAAAUUGUACAACUAAAAGACUGAAGGAAUCUGAAUAUCAUUUUACUAGUGACGGGUUUCUUUAUCUCAAUUCUUCCCAGACGUGGCUAAACCAGUCAGAGUUCAGUCGAGAUCCUCAAGGAAUAAGUAUCUGUGUAAAUGAUCAUGAGACAGGAUGGCAGUUUCUGGAGGUUUUUUUUAUUCUUAUGUAUAUCGGAAUAUUGUCCUCCGUUGUAGCAAUAUUCAUAACUAUUACAGUCUAUCUCUGUAUACCAGAACUCCGUACAUUACCAGGUAAACUAAUCAUGGGAUUGUUGUUCUCCAUGUUUGCAACCGAAUUUGUUCUUUACAUCAACAUUCAUACUAAAUUUCAAUUACCAUGCAUUAUAGUAAUGCCUUUAAUGCAUUAUUUCAUACUAACAUCUGUCCUCUGGAUGAAUGUCAUAUCAUUUGAUGCGUUCUACACAUUCUCAGGAAUUAUAAAAUUUCCAGUUGCAGAAAAACAAGGGAAGAGGUUUAUCUUCUAUUCUUUAUAUGCUUGGAUAACUCCACUUGUAAUUGUGAUAGCAGCACUGCUAUUUUAUCUUAAAAUUCCGCAUGAAAAUUAUUGUUUGUAUCUUAAUGACGUAAUUUCGGCUUUUGCAAUUCCAAUAACAGCAAUUUUAUUAAUUAAUACGUUGAUGUUUUUCAUUACCGCCAUAUGUCUCUAUUUAGCUAGAAAAAGCACAUCAAAAUAUCUUGGGCUACGUAAGAAAAGAGGAUUUAUGAUUUAUUUUAAACUAAGCCUUAUUAUGGGUAUCACAUGGGCUUUUUUGCCAAUAUUUGCCUAUGCCAACAUGGAUGACGCAAUCGUUAUAUGCUUCACCUUAAAUACUUAUGUCGGGAUAAUCAUUGUUUUCAACACCUUUCCUGCAGCAUUAACACGAAACACAGGAGUAAAACGAGCUUUGGUAGCACCAUUGUGGCUAGCAUCUACAUUUUUAUUGCCAACAAAGUCUAUGGUUGUUGAACUCAACAUGUCAACGUAUGCAGCUGGCUCUAUAAAAUAUAUAUUCAGCAUGAGACAUCAUUUCUGUAAUCUCCUUCACAUCCUGCUGAUAGCUUUUGGAAACCAAGUUAUUCAGCUUUCAUAUUGUUCGGUGAAAAAUAUUGAAUGUUAUCCUUCGCUUUGUGAUACAGAAAGUUUGCAAAGAAGAUGUUCUUGUCAUAAACAUUGUUAUCUAUAUAAUGAAUGUUGCUCAGACGUAAUUAAUGAAACAAUAAGUGACCUUGGAACAUCCUUAAUGGAUUAUAGUUGCAGGAAAAUUAGUGAUAAUAAAAUAGAAAGUUAUUUUCUAUUUGAUCGCUGUCCAAGUGAACAUUCAGUUACAGAACACGUUACCUAUUGUGAAACACCGAAUGAGAAUGACCAAUUAUACAACAUACCUGCUCUGGGAAAACGAACUAAAAGACUUUACAGGAAUUUGUUCUGUGCUCUGUGCAACGAAGAAGAAUACAUAUUAUGGACAGUUCACUAUAAAUGUAAUCAUCAGAUGGAUAUAGAUUUAUCACACUUCCUUCACAUAUUGAGAAAUAAUCAUUGUAAUGUAUCGAUUGAAGCGCCACAGAACUUUCGCGAAUAUCAAUAUCCAUGUACUGAUUAUAUUUCAAGUUGUCCCACAAAAUUUACCAAUACAUCUUUAGAUUCUCCUUGUAUGUUUGAACCAAUGGCUAUUGUGAGAUCAAAUGGGACUAGUUUUAGAAACAUUCAUUGCGCUAUUUGUAAUGGUAUUGGUAUUAAUAAUAUUGAGUGCAACGUAACGAUCUCUUUAAACGUGUCACAUGGAAAGAAGGAGUAUAGCCUAAUAGCAAUAUUUAACUAUAAUCAUAACACAGUUGAACUAUUAAACGCAAAUAAUGAAAAAGUAUAUUUGAAAGAAUUGCCGUACUGUUCACCUGGAUUUCUUUACGACGAACUGAAGAAUGAAUGCCGACAAGUUGACUUUAGCUUCAUCUUAAAGUGUACCCCCGAAAGAUUAGACGAUUCUGAGUAUUCUUUCACUCUUGAUGGAUAUAUCUAUCUGAAUUCUUCAAGAACGCUGCUAAACCAGUCAGAAUUCAUUCGAGAUCCCCAAGGCAUAAGUAUUUGUGCAGAUAUUUAUAACAUAGACGCGCCUAUGGAUCUUAAAAUAUACCUUCUAUUUUCGGGAAUAUUGUCCUCCAGUGUAGCUCUAAUCAUCACUGUUACGGUCUAUUUCUCUAUACCGAAACUCCGUACAUUACCAGGUAAACUAACUAUUGGACUUUUAUCUUCAAUGUUUGUAACACAGGUUGUUUAUUUCAUCGAAAUUGUUAUGCAACGCCGAUUGGUGUGCAACGUAUUCGACAUAUUCUUUCAUUAUUUCAUGUUAGCGACUGCUUUUUGGAUGAAUGUUAUAUCAUUUGACGCUUCAUACAAAUUUUCAGGAAUUAUAAAGUUUCCAAUUGCAGAAAAACAAGGGAAGAGAUUUAUCUUGUACUCCUUAUAUGCUUGGAUGUCUCCACUUAUAUUUGUGAUUGCAACAUUGAUAUAUUUGCAGAUUAUUUCUCCUAAAGAUCCGGACGAAUAUUUUUGUUGGUAUGAUAGGAAUGGACUUCUAACGUGGUUUGUUGGAGUUCCGCUGAUAACAAUUUUAUCUAUGAAUAUGUUGAUUUUCAGCGUCACAGUCGUAGGUCUCUGUUUAGCUAGGAAAAACUCAUCAAAUCAUCUUGGGGUACGUAAGGAUGUAGGAAUUAUGAUUUAUUUUAAAUUAAGCCUUAUAAUGGGUUUAACAUGGUAUUUUAUGCCUUUAUUUGCCUUCGCCGAAAUCUACGACGUUUACGAUGUUAGCAUAAUUGUAAAUGCUUUUAUCGGUUUAAUAAUUAGUAUUACACUCCUGUCAACGAAAGUCGUAAGACGCCAUUUCAAACAAUCAUGCUCCAAAUGUUGGUACAAAAUGCAUUGCUAAUCAUGAAAUCAUUUAAUUUCAUCGUAUUACACUAUACAAGUAAUCAAAAAGAUAUAGUUAGGUGUUUAACUAAAUCCUAUAAGACACGAAUUAUCACACACUAGGUAUAACUAUAAACUCUUCAACUCUAAUCACAUUAAUGUAUGUUAUUUCUCUCUAAAAUAUUGCUUCCCGAAUUAAAAAAUAUAGUCCAAAACAAAUUCCUGGAGGCGUCAUUCAUUAUUCAAUUUGUAACUGAAAAGAUUUCACCCAAUCUGUCCCACCGCCCAUUGGAUUGCUGCUUGUCCAAUGAAGUAAUAUAUCGAUGAUCGUAAGAAUUCAAAACGACGUCAAGAAUGAGUAUACCAAAAAUGAGAAUAUGAUGCUAAAUGUGAACGCUAUCAAACUGUCGCUUCCAUCAAUGUUUUCACUCGUUAGAUCAAGUCAAAGGGAAAAUCCAAAAUACAUACAAAUCAAAAGUAGUCAUUGAGAAAUCAUAAUUGGUCGUGUCAAUUAUUCAGAUACUUCCUCCCCAGAAGGGAAAGAAAGUAGCAGCUGACCGACUCCCUGCAGCAUGUUCUAUCACGAAACAAAUAUUAACCGAUAAUUCUCAUCGGUUGAUUUCACAAUUUACCUAAGGUCCUACGUGUUAUCGUUUGAAAAAUAGCCGAUAUAUACGUCUCAGCAUUUAGGAAUAUCCAUGUAAAGUUGGAUUGAAACAUUGACUGUUUCUCAUAUAUACGAUAUAGCAAGAGCUACCUUUCGCUUGUUAGUUUGUGGCACCUUCCUUUCCAGUAUGUGGCACUGAGGAGGACAUAACAACUCUGAAAUGUAUGAUUCCAUCAGCCUGGGUAGGUGAAUCUUCGAACUUAAUUGGUGCUUUUGCACCUAUAGAUGUAUAUAGUGAGAGACUUUCUUCAUGACAAAAUACCAUGAACGGAUUACAAGUUCGAAUAUAUAUAUA